This is a messenger RNA of Doryrhamphus excisus (bluestripe pipefish), 629 nucleotides long. It is a transcript of the gene rps27l, whose product is annotated as ribosomal protein S27 like. Gene Ontology annotation, molecular function: structural constituent of ribosome. Gene Ontology annotation, biological process: translation. Lineage: Eukaryota; Metazoa; Chordata; Actinopteri; Syngnathiformes; Syngnathidae. The record is from RefSeq and is a predicted model, not a curated record. Gene Ontology annotation, cellular component: ribosome.
CCGUGGUGCCUUAUAACAUUUAUAUUCAUACUAAUUAAAAAAAACUACUUAUGUGGUGGCUAAGUUGCCAUAGUAAUAUGAGUCUUGUAUUGGCAUACAAUAAACUUCAAGUGCUCAUUGUGUGUAUUUAAAAUUAAUAAUUAAACCACUAGACCCGUUUAUCUGCCAGUUUGACCAGUUUACAAUGUUUUUGAAAUUAUCGUGACAACAGCUCAGUGAUACAGCUCCUCCCAGGUACUGCAUCCACGAAGACCACGUAUACGACGACUGCGAGAUGCCUUUGGCCAAAGACCUCCUCCAUCCUUCUAUUGAAGUCGAGAGAAGACAGCACAAAAAGAAAAGGCUUGUUCAGAGUCCUAACUCCUAUUUCAUGGAUGUGAAGUGCCCAGGCUGCUACAAGAUCACUACUGUGUUCAGCCAUGCCCAGACAGUGGUUCUGUGUGUGGGAUGCUCCACAGUGCUAUGUCAGCCUAAAGGAGGAAAGGCAAGACUUACAGAAGGUUGCUCUUUCAGGAGGAAGCAGCACUAAAAAUGGGCAAAUUGUUAAAUCGCUGGAUGAGGGAUGUCACUUUGCAGAUGACACAAAAAUGAUAUUUCCAAGUCAAUAAAAUAUAUGAAAAGUUUAAGCA